Molecule: messenger RNA, 714 nt
Organism: Trifolium pratense (red clover)
Lineage: Eukaryota; Viridiplantae; Streptophyta; Magnoliopsida; Fabales; Fabaceae
Exons: 4
Coding region: 160-531 (123 amino acids)
Cellular component (GO): chloroplast envelope
Source: RefSeq, a predicted model, not a curated record
AAAAAGAAAAUGAAAAUCCAAAAUUUGUGUCCAAGAUAGCUUCAUUGACUCUCACUUCAUCCAUGUGUUGUGAAGUGUGUAGAAGAACAAGAACAAGAGAAUAGAUUAGGAACUAUAAAUAGAUAGAUAGAUAGAUAAUAAAAAAACUAAAAAUUGAAAAUGUCGAAGAAAACUUCGUUUCAGCAGGAUGUGCCAUGGAGAGCUUCACCUUCAGGGAAGCCAAUUCCCAAAAUUCACCAAUCUCCAAUUCUUCGUGUUUCUCAGACACCCUUUUCUGAAUAUGCAAUUUUCACCAUGAGGCAUCCAGACCCUAUAGGGAAUGGUUUAGGUGAUGAAGCUAUAGUGGAAGCAGCUGGUCCUGAAUGUAUCAUACCUGGUCAGAUGACUCCAAUCAAAUUACUUGGUCUCAAGGUCUGGCCUAUAGACAUUGACCUGAAAUUUUUGGAACCAGUUGGGCGAGAACUUAAGGUGCUUGGAAAGUUCAUGGACGACGCUGUGGAACUUAUGAACAAAUCAUUCAUAGAUCGUUGAUAUGAUGAGCUUUUGAAAGACGAAGAUUCGGCUCAUUUUGUAUCCAGUCUUGCAUGCAUUUUUUCAAGAGAGCAGUCUAAGACAGUUUUUUUUCUGUACGCGUUCCCCAACCCCAUCUUUCUUCUGUACCUUGUUUUUUAAUCUCUUAUUUAACCUUUUCAUUUAAGUCUAUAAAUUUUUAAA